Molecule: messenger RNA, 1185 nt
Organism: Lactuca saligna
Lineage: Eukaryota; Viridiplantae; Streptophyta; Magnoliopsida; Asterales; Asteraceae
Source: the annotation of a GenBank genome assembly
AUGUUGGAGGAGAUCAGAAUGUAUGUUAUGGAGAGCUUUUAUAGGAUGUCUACAAUACACUUAACAUGGAGGGGAGAUGUAUGCCCUACAAUAUUGACAAAGCUGGAUGACUGGUGUACAGAUAUGAGGUUGUGGAGUGUUGUAGCUAGUGACACAAAUGUAUUUGAAGUAAAACUAGGAUUUGAGUCUUUUCAGGUGGACUUAGGAGAAAAAAUCUGCACUUGUAGAUUAUGGGAAAUAUUUGGGAUUCCAUGUAUCCAUGCAUGUGCAGCUAUGAACCACACACAACAACAACCUGAAACAUUGAUCAGCUCAUGGUUUUCCAAAGAAAAGUUUGCAGAGACUUACAAAGGAAAUAUCAAGCCUCUAAAUGGUAGUAGAAUGUGGGCCAGGACACCAUAUGCCAAGCCACUGCCACCACCUGCAAGGAGGAUGCCAGGAAGACCUAAAACCAGAAGAAGGAAACAUGUCACAGAGAAGGAUGGAGAGUACAGGAAGUUAAAGUCUGUUGGAGGUACAAAGAUAUGCCAGAACUGUUGGGAGGAAGGGCAUAACAAAAGAACCUGCAAGAAUCCAACUAAGCCCCAACCUCAACAUGAAAAGAAAAGAAAGGGUAGGCUAGUGACUAGGGAUGUGGCAAUGAAGAAAACAACAGCAUCCACAAGUCAAAAGAUCCAACACACUCAGGAAAUGGAUGGGAAAAUGGAUGGACAGGCAAGGUGUAACAGUCAAAAAAAGGGUAAAGCAAAGGCAUCUCAAUCUGUUAAAGGGAUACAUGAAGGUAGUAGCAAGUAUUUUGAAGAUGAAAGGCUGCAAGAUGUUAUGUUGGUACAGGAUUUGAAGGUAGAUGCACAUGCUACAGAGUUGCUUGCAUCAGGAUACUCAGAGGAUGAGGUGUAUCAUCUACUAUAUGAACAAGAUUUAGAUGUUGAAGUUUUGGUUGAAGUUCCACCUGUUCUUGAAACUGUGCAUGAAGAAGUUCCACAUGUUGAAGUUUUGGCUGAAGUUGACAUUGUACCAGAAACAGAGGAUGAAGGCAUUGUUGAGACACCACCAUCCCAAAGGUUGAUGAGAACAAGGAGACCUUCAGAGAGAAUUACUAAAAUUCAUACUAGAAUGAAGGCUGUUGGAAAGAAGGUUGUUGGACCAGGUCGAAGUAGGUUGGACCCUGUUUCUUUGGAGUAG